This is a messenger RNA of Lates calcarifer (barramundi perch), 3379 nucleotides long. RefSeq names its product arylacetamide deacetylase (gene aadac). NCBI's taxonomy places the organism in Eukaryota, Metazoa, Chordata, Actinopteri, Centropomidae. The record is from RefSeq and is a predicted model, not a curated record. The transcript has 5 exons. Bases 807 to 2045 code for a protein of 412 amino acids. Gene Ontology annotation, cellular component: membrane. Gene Ontology annotation, molecular function: carboxylic ester hydrolase activity.
AGAGUCAAAUUGCUUUGACUGUCAGGCCUGCCAGGAAACGAGACAUCUCAUCUGGCUCUGUCACCAAUAAUAUAAUUAGCUUAGGCUGCCUUGCAACCACAGCUGUUUAGCUGCACUACAGACUCACUUCAUUUUGCUGUGGCCACAAGGUUAUGAGUCACACCCAUACUGAAGAUUUCUCUUGGAUAUACAGAACUUAUACCCGAGAUUCACAGGAGGCGGGUAUCUCAUGGAGCACCCAGAUGACACUGUUAAUCGGUAGCAGGAAUUUGGAGAGACUUUUGCACAAGAAAUCAUUACAGGCCUAAUAUUUCUGACCUUCAAUUUUUAUUUUACGCUGAAACAUUUUGGAAACUGUCUGCAGAGUCGAAUCCAUAAGUUUUAUUAGCGAUGAUAUUUGUGCAUCAGUAGCAUCGUGCCACAAAGUGUCGUCGCACGUCCUUUCGAAGUUGUACACGUUUGGGAGGAAUUUGUGGUGCGGGCAAAGGUGGGACGGUACUGCCUCGUGAGUACAGAGCGUGCGCACUCCUGUCUCCAUAUCACUGACACUUCAAUUAAUUCUACGGCUCCACGAGACAGACAUGCAUUACGGCACACGCACGAGCAGCAAAGAAAAGCUCCGAACAUGCACGCCGAUAACCAUCAAAUGACACCAGACACGUGUUGUCAUAUUUAGCUGGUCUGGAUCCAAAAUUAAUUCCGAGCUUAAGCUUUGUCGUGCACCGGAGUGACUUGUUAACAAGCGCAGCUCACAGCCUGUUUGUGUUUGCACCCUGCAGUCAGUUGCUGGGGACGCACGUUGUAAAAUGAGGUUGGGAAGCAUCAUUUUAUUCGUCGCUCUCUGCUCUUUUACCGCUUAUUACAUUUAUGAGCCCAUUCCUGAGGAGAUAGAAGAAAGAUGGAAACUCAUGCUGACCAACUCUUUCUUCAGAAGUCUCAGCCACCUGGCAGACCUCAGUGAAUUAUUGGGGUUGAAGGACUACAUGGGGGUAAUGUACUUCAUUACUGUGGUUGAAAAGGUAGUGCCUGUGUCUGACGAGCAUGUCCAGGUGACAGAGGAGAGGUUUGAUGGAGUGGAGGUGGUGCUUUACCAGCCAAAGCAGCGGGGCAGUGACUCUGAACUCAGGAGAGCUGUCAUAUACCUACACGGUGGAGGAUGGUGUCUGGGUAGUUCCCGUAUGAGUCCAUAUGAUCUCCUGGCCAGAAAAACUGUCACUGAGCUAGAUGCAGUUGUUCUUUCUGUGGAGUAUCGCCUCGCCCCUGCUCACCACUUCCCUGUCCCAUAUGAAGAUGUAUACCGUGUGGUCAAACAUUUCCUCCAGAAGGGGGUGCUGGCCCAGUACUCAGUGGAUCCAGGACGCAUUGCUGUGUCAGGGGAUAGUGCUGGGGGUAACCUGGCAGCUGCAGUUUCUCAACAGUUAAGAAAAGAACAUGGACAGCAAAUUCAGUUGAAGGCCCAAGCACUCAUCUACCCAGUGUUACAGGCUCUGGACCUUAACACUCCUUCAUAUCAGCAGAAUCAGGACAUGCCCAUCCUGCCCCGCACCCUUAUGGUGCGUUUCUGGAGUGAGUACUUCACCAGCGACAAGGCCCUCUUCAGAGCCAUGAUGGCUAACACUCACAACAACCCUGAGUCUUCCAGUCUGCUGAAGUUUGUCAACUGGAGCGCCUUUCUGCCAGAGACAUAUCAUAGAGAAUACAACUACAGUGCUCCUGCUGUGGUGCAAGGAGUUGGAGGGGAGGCAGUUGGGAUGGAAGGACCAUCUCGAUCCUUUGCUGACCCGAGGGCAUCACCUCUCCUGGUUCCAGACGCAGCCUUACGCUCCCUCCCCAAGGCCUACAUUAUGACAUGUGAGUAUGAUGUUCUCCGAGAUGAUGGCAUCAUGUAUGUCACUCGGCUUCGUGCUGCUGGUGUUGAGGUGACACAUGAACACUAUGACACCGGAUUUCAUGGAGCACUGAUGUUCACUGUGUGGCCAACUGACUUCCUGAUUGCACGUCGUAUGACAGACAACUACAUCAAAUGGCUCAAGGAGAACUUGUAAACUCUUGACUAUCAAUAUUCAUUCCAGCUUUUCCACACAAUGCACCAGUGUUUGAUUAGGUGCAAUUUUUCCCCAUCUGGUGUUCUUUUUUGUUGUUUAUUUCUUUCUCUUUGGUCAUGCUAUUUUUCUGUAAAUAUUUUGAGAAAUAUAAUAACUUCAUUCAUUUUCUCACUUGUACAUUUUGCCACAUUAGAUACCAGAACAGGUGACCGGAUAGUUCAGAUUUGUUCACAUAUGGUUGUUUGAAUACAACACAAUGCAUUUGAUAUUAUCACUUGUGUACAAUAGUUGCAUUGUAUUUAUUGUCUAACAAAGACAAUACUACCCUGAGAGAUCUGAGGGGAAAAAUCAAACCCCAUACAGGGUUUUAAGUCUAAAAUUAUAUUCACUUCGGCCAUAAUUAACAUUUAUCACAGAGUGCAGCUGAUACUGAAACCAGAGAUUGUUUUGAUGUGUUUGCAAAAACCAGUGUGUAAUAGUUACAGACAUUGCAUCAAAGACUGGCCAAUGUUAUUCUGUUAAAUACAGCAACACUGUAUGGGUGCUGGUAUGUACUAGUAUGGGAAAAGAUUUAAACUGCAGAGUGAAUGGCAUCUUCAUUACCACAAUAUCGUCUUGUAUUUAGUCUUAUUUCCACCUACAUUCAGAAGUAUAAGAAAAAUGUGUUUGCUUGUUUGCUUUGUAACGGUGUCACAUCAGGGCUACACACAAAGAAAUUUCAUCAGCCACAUUUCACACAGGAUAUUGGUAUUUUGAAGUAAAGACUAUGUUGUAACAAUAUGCAUACCUCCAAACAGUAUUCACACCAUGUGUACACACAUCUCUGUGCUUGAGCUUAGCUGAAUGUGAUGUAGCAAUAUGGCAAAGGACGGAUUAAUGUCCAAGAGGGAAUUUGGGCAACAUUUUGAUCUUUACAGCACAUCACAACUCUCUUGAGUUCCCUAUAAUAAGACUUGUGUGUGUGUGUUUGUGUGUGUGUUUGUGUGUGUGCUUAUGUACUACCACAUGGGAUGGCUAUCUAAAAGAUAACAGAGAGGUAAAGGUUACCAAAAAACAAUUCUUUAUAUGGUCUUUCAGAGUUUUGCUUUCUCUUGUUUUUUUUCCUUCUUUUUUUAACCAGUUCCUCACUUUUCUCUCAUUUUUACAAAGAAAAUGCACACAUAAAGUAUGUUACUUUUCAAACAAAUGACAGCUCUUUUGUUUAUGCACUGCUACAUUCUCAGUUGUAAAUAUCACUCUUUCUAUUUUUGUUUUGGAUUCCCUCUUGGAGAAACUAUUAUUUGCAUCAUUUUUAAUUUUAAUAUUAUCUGACAAUAAAUGGACUUGACCUUUCA